Molecule: messenger RNA, 1080 nt
Organism: Penicillium malachiteum
Lineage: Eukaryota; Fungi; Ascomycota; Eurotiomycetes; Eurotiales; Aspergillaceae
Product: Zn(II)2Cys6 transcription factor domain-containing protein
Exons: 3
Coding region: 1-1080 (359 amino acids)
Biological process (GO): regulation of DNA-templated transcription
Molecular function (GO): zinc ion binding; DNA-binding transcription factor activity, RNA polymerase II-specific
Source: RefSeq, a predicted model, not a curated record
AUGUCGUGGCAACCGAAGCUUCGCCCAAAGGGUUUUCCUCAUAGCAUGGAUGAUUUUGCUGUCGCCUCAUUAUCAGAACUGGAUCAUCGUUCCAGGGCGGCUGAUGAUAAGAGAGAUCAGCGAGUCUUUCGCGUGAAGCGCAAGCACGUUCUAAAAGCGUGUGAUCGGUGUCGCGUCAAGAAGACCAAGUGCGAUGGGAAACAGCCAUGUAAUCGCUGCUCAGUCUAUAAUCACCCGUGUCUAUUCCGUGAGCGAAAAGCUACACAGACAAAGGUGUACUCCCGAGGAUUCGUAGAAAUGCUCGAAUCUCAUCACUCAUUGGUAGUCAAAGCCCUCCAAAAACUCUACAAAUUCUGCAUCAACAACGAAGGAUUCCCAGGAGAUCCUCUGGAAGAAGCACCAGACGGACACCCACUAACACACGCCAUCCUCGACCGACUCGGUCUAAUCAAACAAGCCGAAGAAACAGCCGACGAGCCCGAUGAAGACUCCGAAGAUCUACGCUACCUCCGUCUCCUCUCCACUUCAACAGAAUGUAGCGCUACAGCUGAACCUUCCCCCGAACCAACUACUCCCCCUGAACCAUCCCCAACAAGACUUACCGCAUGCUCAAAUCCCAUGCCCACUCCCCCGAUGACAAGAAACUCGCAUCCCUGGAACUGGGAUCUUCAGUCCGUCCCAAAUACCAGUCCUGCGUAUAGUACUUUCGCUCAAGACCCGGGAUACCAAUCUCAUCUUAUGAGUUUAUCCAGAUCGGGUCUGCCUUCUGUGGAUCUAGGCGAUAUUCCUCCUCAUGUAGAUAUUGCUCCUGCGACUGCGGUAUCUGUGCCUGUAUCGCAUGCGCAUGCGCAUGCGCAUUCUCAUCAUCACAGACAGGAUCAGUCGUUUACGUAUUAUCUGGAUGGAUGUGGAGGGGCAGAUUCGCAGGUUGAUGUCAAACCGACCAGAUUACAUGGUCUUAUACCGGAACAUCAUCAGAUGGGGUUAUCGGGUGAUAUGCUAGGUGAUUUUGGGUUCCAUGGACAAGAGUCAAAUUACUUUCCUGGUUUCACGCCUGGUUGGUCUUUCCCUUCGGCAUAG